Messenger RNA from Chrysochloris asiatica (Cape golden mole), 348 nucleotides. RefSeq names its product transmembrane protein 218 (gene TMEM218). The transcript is spliced from 3 exons. Bases 1 to 348 code for a protein of 115 amino acids. The record is from RefSeq and is a predicted model, not a curated record. Lineage: Eukaryota; Metazoa; Chordata; Mammalia; Afrosoricida; Chrysochloridae.
AUGGCUGGCACCUUACUCGGUGUGGGUGCAGGUGUGUUCAUCUUGGCUCUGCUCUGGGUAUUAGUGCUGCUGCUGUGUGUGCUGUUAUCACGAGCUUCCGGCAUAGCUAGGUUCUCCAUCAUAUUUGUAGUCCUUGGUGCACUGAUCAUCACAUCAGUUCUGUUGCUUCUUCCCCGAGCCAGUGAAUUUCCAAUCCCAGAGGUGGAAGUCAAGAUUGUGGAUACCUUUUUCAUUGGCCGCUAUGUCCUGCUGGCUUUCCUUGGUGCUAUCUUUCUUGGAGGCCUCUUCCUGGUUCUAAUUCAUCAUAUCCUGGAGCCUAUCUAUGCCAAACCACUACGGUCCUCCUGA